AUGUCCGCAGCGACCCGUUACGGGGCUCUUUGCAGGGCGGAGCUGAGGCUGGAGUAUCUGCGUGCAAACUCCGCUACACAUGACUUUCUGUUUGGAGCGGUCGCUGAACUAAUCGACAACUCCCGAGAUGCUGGUGCCACCCGGCUUCACAUCUUUACUGAGAAUAACGAGACCCUGCAAGGUGGAUUUAUGUUUUGCUUUUUGGAUGAUGGAUGUGGCAUGACACCUCGAGAGGCUACGGAUCUUGUGUAUUUUGGAAGAUCUUCUAAGCGGACCAUGUCUACGAUGAUUGGACACUAUGGCAACGGACUUAAGUCAGGAACCAUGCGAAUAGGAAAAGACUUCAUAUUAUUCACCAAGAAAGAGAGUACCAUGACAUGCCUUCUUUUCUCUCAGACAUUUUGUGAGGCAGAAGGUCUCACUGAGGUCAUCAUUCCAAUACCUUCAUGGUCAAGUACUACAAGAAAUCCAAUAAUAGAUGAUCCUGAGAAGUUUGCCAUACAGUUGUCCAUCAUUUGUAAAUAUUCUCCUUUUAAGAGUGAAGCUGAGCUGAUGAAACAGUUUGAUGCUAUCUGCGGGGAAAGGGGAACUCUGGUGGUGAUAUACAAUUUGAAACUCAUGCUCGAUGGUGAGCCAGAACUUGACAUUCAAACAGAUGAAGCGGACAUAUUGAUUGCCGGAGAAGAUCAAAACCUUCCAGAGCAGUGGUCGCUGAGGGCUUAUUCAGCUCUUUUGUACUUCAAACCACACAUGAGGAUAUUCAUUCAAGCCAAGAAAGUAGAAACCAAACCCAUGCCGUACUGCUUUUAUAGGCCCAGGAAAUAUCCAUAUAUCUCACCAUUCAAAGAAGUUGCUACAAAAGAACCAAAAACAGCAGAAAUGGAACUGAAUUCUGCUAAACGUGCUGCGAAGGAAGCAAAGGGCGGACAAAAACAUUUGCAAGACUCUUUUUUGCAUGAACACAGUGAGGUUGCAGAAUGGGAUGCUGUGGGGAGUGACAAAAGAAUAAGGAGCAAAGACAGACAAAGGCAACUGAAAAAAUCAAAAGCACUCUUCUUAAUAUUUGGAAUUAACAUUCAAGAUAGAAGUCGAGAUGGGAUGCUUAUCUACAGCAACAGUCGUCUGAUUCGGAUGUUUGAGAAGGUGGGACCGCAGAAGGAAUUGGGAUCUUAUUUAGGUGCUGGGGCUGUAGGGAUGGUUGACAUACCCUUAGACGUCAUGGAGCCAACUCACAACAAGCAGUCCUUUGCCAAUGUUAAGCAAUACAACCACUUGUUGAAAUCAAUGGGAAACUGUCUUGUCCAAUACUGGAAAGACAUAGGAAUCAGUCAAAAAGGAGAAAUAAUUUUCUGGAAUGACUUUGGCUAUCUGGGUGCCAGAUGGAAUGAGAAACCCUCAGAUAUAAUUCAGUACAAAAGAAGAAGGGCAGAGCAGAUUCCAAAUAUUGUUCAGUGUGAUGUUUGCCUUAAGUGGAGACUUGACACGGCUAUAAAUAAUGAAGGACAUCAUGACAUCUGGAGUUGCCCAGAAAAUACAUGUCAUGUUCCAGAAAGUUUGCUCUCUAUUCCUUUGGGCACUUUUCUCCCGUCAUCACGGUCACUGAAUGACAAAGAAAAACUACUUGUAGAUUCCAUCCAGCAAUGUCAAAGAAAGCAGAAAAACCUACCAUUGCAGAAAUUUUACUUGGCACAGCCUCUUACUGUUGUCCAGCAUACAGAAGCCUACAGAACUGUUAAGAAUAAAAAUGAAACCAUCAAGAAGACAGUGUGCCGGAGGAGAGCUUUUCACAGAGAUCCAUCUCCAGCCUCCAGCCGUUUGAUUAAGAACAGUGCAAAUAAAAGACCUGUACAGAAACCGAGCCUUCAAAAGCAGCCACCUGCAAAGCAAAAGUUGUGCGCUCGGAGGAAAUGGCACCCUCAUCAGGAAGCAAAACAUUGCCUUUCAAAGCCAGAGGAUAGGAAGAAUCACACUAUUUCAGUGCUGCUACCUCUUGAAGUACAAGAUAAUGAACAACCAUUGAAGAAAGAGCCUGAGUUCAUCAAAGUUGAAACAGAUACGGAGCCAGAAGCAACUUGUAUUAUAAUAUCUGACAGUGACAGUGAAGAUUUGCUGAAGUAUAAAGACUGUAAAGACUUUGCUUUCGUACACAAAGAUGAAGAAAAACAGGAGCAGUGUGACAUUCAGCUUAACCCAACAGCUUAUGUGACUCCCAAGGAAAAAGAUUUGUGUCAAACAGAUUCCAAAAGUGGUUCAACAGAGAAGUGUACAGAAGGCCAGGAAGAACAAGCACUAGUUGAUAGGCAGGACUCUGAGAUUUCAGUGCCACACACAUGGGUACCGUCCCAGAGAAGCCUUGAAAACAAAACGAUUGAAACAUUAACGGAUCAUAUAAAAGAGUUCCUGCUGUAUUUUUUACCUAAAUGCUCUUUUUCAAGAGAAUACCUUACUUGUAUGUCCACUGAAGAUAUUUUAUCUAUGUUCAAGCUGAAAGGGCAUUCUGAGCUGAAUGAGAACAUACCUCUAGAAAUCCAUCAGCAUUUUUUGCAAUAUGAAAGACAGCGCUUAGAAGAAAUCCACACUAUAAAUCAACAUAUCCUUGAACCUAUACAUGCCACUGAAGCUAAGAUUGGUCUGUGUGAGGUACAAGCAAAGACUGCUCAAGAAAGACUUAACCAUCUUCAGGAAAAUGUGGCACAACUUCUGUUGAAAAUUCAUCCACAUGUUCUUAUAAAUAAUCUGGAAGACAUUGAUGGCUACCUAGAAGAAAUUCGGAAUGAAGAACAUCUUUUGUGA
Euleptes europaea (tarantolino) is the source of this 2793-nucleotide messenger RNA. It is a transcript of the gene MORC1, whose product is annotated as MORC family CW-type zinc finger 1. Gene Ontology annotation, cellular component: nucleus. Bases 1 to 2793 code for a protein of 930 amino acids. The record is from RefSeq and is a predicted model, not a curated record. Gene Ontology annotation, molecular function: zinc ion binding. The transcript is spliced from 28 exons. NCBI's taxonomy places the organism in Eukaryota, Metazoa, Chordata, Lepidosauria, Squamata, Sphaerodactylidae.